AAAAGUUCUUGUCGUCAGUUCUUCGGAAAUUUUAACCACAGUUCUAGUAUCCCGCUAUAACUAUUUAAUUUUGUGAGAAAAAAUGAGAAUAAUUUUAUUCAAGACUGUUUUUACUUUGUUCAUUGUAGCUAUUUCGGGUCGGCAGUUCAGAGUGACGGACCAAGUGUAUUUGGACAUCGAGGUGGACGAUGAGCCUCUGGGUCGCAUCGUGAUCGGUCUAUUCGGCGAUUUGGCGCCCAAAGCGGUCAAAAACUUUAAAGUAUUAGCAACGAAAGGGAUCAAAGGGAAAUCGUACAAGAGGACCAUUUUCACGCGUGUCAUCAAAAGAUUUAUGGUUCAAGGUGGAGACAUAGUCUCUAAUGAUGGGUAUGGCUCACUAAGUAUAUACGGUGAGAAGUUUGAUGACGAGAAUUUGGACACGGAGCACACCGGCGCCGGCUUCGUGUCUAUGGCUAAUAAAGGUAAAAAUACGAAUGGAUGCCAGUUUAUUAUCACAGUAAAAGGGACUCCUUGGUUGGAUGGCUUACAUACAGUCAUUGGAAAGGUAGUUGAAGGUCAAAAAGUGGUUCACCUGAUGGAGAACACGCCGACGGACAUGGACGACCGGCCCACCAAGCGGAUCGUCAUCGCCGACUGCGGGCUCGUACCCACCGACCCCUACUACAUCUCUGAUAACCCCUACGAUGUUUGGGGCUGGAUUAAGGCGUCUGCUGCGCCACUCUCUAUGUCCUUCUCAAUUUUAGCAUUCUUCCAUUGGAUGAUAAGGAAAAUGGAAAUAAAAUAAUUAGGUAGGUACCUACUUAACUUGUUAAUGCGUAAGUUGUAAUAACUAAUAAGGUUUAUGAUACGUUAUUAUUUUUAUUUAUUUUAAGUAUUUUUAAGGCAUAAUUUACGGGAAACAAUAAAGGAUAUAAGUUAUGUUCAUCAUGUUCAUCUACUGUUUUACCAAAUAAAGAUUAUUUUCUUUC
This is a messenger RNA of Aricia agestis (brown argus), 968 nucleotides long. RefSeq names its product peptidyl-prolyl cis-trans isomerase, rhodopsin-specific isozyme-like (gene ninaA). Lineage: Eukaryota; Metazoa; Arthropoda; Insecta; Lepidoptera; Lycaenidae. The coding region runs from base 83 to 784 and encodes 233 amino acids. The transcript has 6 exons. Gene Ontology annotation, biological process: protein peptidyl-prolyl isomerization. The record is from RefSeq and is a predicted model, not a curated record. Gene Ontology annotation, molecular function: peptidyl-prolyl cis-trans isomerase activity. Gene Ontology annotation, cellular component: intracellular membrane-bounded organelle.